AUGGAUUGGCGUAAACUUUUCGGGUGUCAAGCAGGGCACGAACUUGACUAUUUUCCACCAGAAAAGAGCGAUAAAUCCCUAACUGUUCAACCUCCCCUUGAGGUCCUAGAGGCUGGUACGACUGAGUGGAGAAAUUCUCUGGUGUGUCAGUUCUUAGGGGCUGCUCCAAAUUUCAUCUCCCUCCAACGAACCAUCGAUAAACUCUGGAACCAGACUUCGACAGGAGCUCGCGCAGAACUAUACUCUAGAGAAGGCCUUAGUUACAUAGCCAGUGCUCUAGGAAUUCCAUUAACUAUGGACUCUAUUACUGCAUCGAAAACUAGGCUUGAAUAUGCUAAGGUAUGCAUCGAAAUAGAAGCAAAUGAAGACAUUCUUGAAACUGUCGAAGUUAUUCUUGCUAACGGCAAAACUUCCACAAUCUUUGUCGAAGUUCCUUGGUUCCCUUAUAGAUGCAGGAAAUGUAAAUCCUUGAAGGUUGCUCUGCCUGACUCUUCCUCCUCAAAGGAAAUUGUUAACUCUGCUGAUAACAAUUCAAUAACAGAACCAGAACCUUUCCUAAAGGAGCAACCUGUUCAUGCCGAAUCCUCUAAUCAACAUCAUAAAAUCUUGAACGAGGAGAAUCUUGGAGUAGAAUUAGUUAACGAUGUUACUCAUGAAUCUGCACCCAUUUCUAAUGAUACUCCUUCAAAUUCAAAUCCUAAAAGAGGAAGAGGUAGGCCUUUAAAGAUUAAAGCUAAAUCAGCUUUAAGAGGCUCAGCAAAUAGGUUCGAAAUUCUAUCAACAGUUGAAGAAAAUUCAUCAUUAAACGAGCUGCCAGUAAAGAAAACAAGGCCAGCUGCUGCUGGAGUUGCUAAAUUAAUCAAAGAGAUAAAGUCAAAAAAGAAAGAACAAACCCAACAAGUAAAACGUACCUCAGAAGGAAAUUCAGAGGAAACUCGAGUAAAACCUGAAAAUUCCGCAAAAAUCUUCAAUACUACUUUAGGGAGUUGGAAUGUUCUCACCAAUUAUGAUUCUGCUAUUAAUGGUAGAAUUUGGUUUAUGUGGAAAAAAGGAAUUGAUAUUUCUCUCUGUCAUUCUACUGAUCAAAGCAUUACUGCUAAUUGUAUUUUUAAUAAUACUCAAUUUAUUAUCACUGCAAUCUACCGUAGUAAUAGUGGAUCUUCUAGAAGAUUUCUUUGGCAACACCUCAAAAACCUUAAUACUAGGUUUGGAUCACUCCCUUGGAUUCUUGGAGGUGACUUUAAUACCUAUCUUCACCAUAAAGAAAGCUCUGAUUCUCUUCUCCUAGGACCUUAUUCUUCCUCUGAAAUGACUGAUUUUCAAGAAUUGGUUCAAGAUCUUUCCCUUUAUGAUCACCCUUUCUUUGGCCCUAUCUAUACUUGGAGCAAUAAACAAAAAGAUUCGUAUCUUGCUAGGAAGCUUGAUAGAGUGUUGAUUAACACACAUUGGGUUGUUUCAUUUCAGAAUUCUUUUGUCAAAUUUACAGCCUCAGGUCGUUCAGAUCACUGUAUGGCUCUUGCCUGGAUCAACAAAGAGACUCAAACCAAUAGGCCUAAGCCUUUUAAAUUUUUCAAUUUUUGGUCUAAGCAUCCUAAUUUCCUCGAACAUGUCCUCCAUUCCUGGCAACAACCUUCCCAAGGAAAUCCUAUGAUGAAGUUGUUUCUCAAGCUUAAACGCUUAAAACCUUGCUUGCAGAAGCUCAACAAGGAUAACUAUAGUGAUAUCUCUGUUAGAGUAAGGCUUAAAAAGAAAGAACUAGAACAAAUUCAGAUUUCAACUCUUAAUGGAAACAAUUCUUUAGUUAAAGAAUUGGAUGUUCAAAAGGAGCUAAAUGAUUUAGAGGAUACUGAGUACAUGUUCCUUAAACAAAAAGCGAAAGUUCAAUGGAUUAAAGAAGGAGAUAAAUGUACCAAACUUUUUCAUUCUGCCUUAGCCUCUAAAAAUAAAAGAGACACCAUUAGGAUUCUUAUUAAUAACGAGGGUAAAAGGCUGAAGACUUACGAUGAUAUGGCUAAUGAAAUUAUUGAUUUCUUUCAUCAUCAACUAGGCGAAACUGAUCCUAAAGUUCAACCUCCUGACCCUUUUACCAUGAGAAACUUGCUUCAAAUCCAUCUGCCUACUGAGGUUACUACUGAUCCGAUUAAAAAUGUCACUACUGAUGAAAUCAAAGAAGCUUUAUUUAACCAAGGUAAUGACAAAGCUCCUGGUCCUGAUGGUUUCACUCCUCUUUUUUUCAAACAUUCCUGGUCUGUCAUAGGGGAUGAUUUUGUUGAUGCUGUCAAAUACUUCUUUCAAGAGUCCCAUAUCCAUCCUGCUUUUAAUUCCACCAUCAUUGUCUUGAUCCCUAAAACCCAAAAUCCUAGCACAGUUAGGGACUUUAGACCUAUCUCUUGUUGUUUUGUAGUCUACAAAACUAUAACUAAAAUCCUUGUCAAAAGAAUGAAUCAGCUGUUGCCUAACCUUAUAUCUUUGGGAGGAGAGAAACAGAAGAUUAUUCAACAGAGGUAUAAGAACAACAGAGCAACUUCUCAAGGCUAUAAAAGAGCUUGUUUGAAACAAAAUCAGUGA
Molecule: messenger RNA, 2568 nt
Organism: Hibiscus syriacus
Lineage: Eukaryota; Viridiplantae; Streptophyta; Magnoliopsida; Malvales; Malvaceae
Exons: 4
Coding region: 1-2568 (855 amino acids)
Molecular function (GO): catalytic activity
Source: RefSeq, a predicted model, not a curated record